GUGCUAACCACAGAGAUAGCAAGCUUAGCCAAUCAGAAAGAUGUACCAUGAAGUCAUGAUUGUGUCGUGUACAAAAGCGUCCUAAUACGUUUGUAAGCCACUGGUUUUCAACACUUGGCGUUGAUUUUGAUACGUGUACGAAUUUAGAUACCACCUCCCUUUGUCUUGAAUCUCAUGGUUUCAUUCCAGGAGCGGUGCGAUUUGUCUAACGGAGAAAUAUCUCGUUAUAGUCGACAGCUUAUUCUCCCGCAGUUUGGUGUCACAGGUCAAUUGAAAUUGCGCUCGAGCCGCGUACUUAUUGUUGGCUGUGGUGGACUUGGAUGCCCGGCUGCGGUCUACUUGGCGGCCGCUGGAGUGGGCACAAUUGGUCUGCUUGAUGACGAUGUUGUCGAACUGAACAAUUUACACCGACAAGUGGGUCACUCAGAAGCCACUGUAGGUCAGCCAAAAGUGUCCUCCCUUUCUAAACGUUGUCGCGAAGUGAAUUCGGGCACCAAUAUUGAAGAGUGUUUCGCACAUCUGACAAGCUCAAAUGCGCUGGACAUAGUCAGCAAGUACGACGUCGUCCUGGACUGCACUGACAACCUGGCCACACGCUAUCUGAUCAACGACGCAUGUGCGGUUUGUGGUCCCAAACCGCUAAUAAGCGGGAGUGCAUUGCGCCUGGAGGGACAAAUGACCGUGUACUUGGCGAACCGAAUGAGGACAAAGGAAGAGGUUGAGUCUAACCGCCCACUACCAAGAGAAAAUCGUGCGCCGUGCUUUCGCUGUCUGUUUCCUGUCCCACCUCCAGCCACAACGGUCCAAGGCUGUUCUGAAGCUGGGGUUUUUGGUGUCGUCCCCGGUAUCGUUGGUACCAUGCAAGCAGCGGAGGCGAUCAAGUUAAUCGCUGGUGUUGGAACUGUCCACAGUGGCCGACUCCUGGUGUUGGACAUGGAACGCAAUCUAACGCGUACAGUGGUCUUGCGUGAUCCGCGACCCGAUUGUCCAGUAUGCGGAGAACAUGCUAACUUCACCCCCGAUAGAAUUCUGCAGCUGAACUAUGUACUAUUCUGCGGAGCACCAGAUCAUGAUAAGCCAUCAUCGGUCAAUAUGGAUCGACUACGGAACCGGAUCACAGUCCAGCAACUCGACGAAUUGCGGCGCCUUGGAAGACCGCAUGUAUUGCUCGACAUACGACCAGAAGUAGAAGUAGAUCUGUGCCGUCUCACUCCCUGUUUGCGCUUUCCAGCACCAACACUUCUCCGUGACACUGUCCUAUCUCAAAUUCAAGAGGCGCUAAACGAAAAACUGAAGCAAUCUAAUGAACGUCCUGUUCCAAAAGUUCUCCGAAAACACGGUGUUCAAAUGGCUUUUGCCGAAAACCCUGUUGAUCUGGAAUAUGCAGACGACAUCGUUCUCAUCUUCGAGGAGGAGAAUUAG
Molecule: messenger RNA, 1422 nt
Organism: Opisthorchis viverrini
Lineage: Eukaryota; Metazoa; Platyhelminthes; Trematoda; Opisthorchiida; Opisthorchiidae
Exons: 11
Coding region: 175-1422 (415 amino acids)
Biological process (GO): protein urmylation; tRNA wobble position uridine thiolation
Cellular component (GO): cytoplasm
Molecular function (GO): URM1 activating enzyme activity; nucleotidyltransferase activity; thiosulfate-cyanide sulfurtransferase activity
Source: RefSeq, a predicted model, not a curated record